CCUCCACGGAUUUCCUAUUGUUUGGGGACGACGAGACGUUAGGGCGCUACCAUGACAUUUUCUGUGCGAUUCUUUACAGUUACUCUGCUGUUGGGUGCACUCGUGUUCGAUGGCAUUUGUAGAGCAGGAGAGACUUUCACCAAAAACCAGCUAAAGGCGGCCGUGAACGAGUGCAACGACACGUACUUCUUAUCUCAGAAAAGCUGGGACAGCGUGUUCACCACUGGCUCUCUUGACGACGAGAAAGAUCUGGUGGCGAAGUGCUUCUUCGAGUGCGUGCUACUGCAGACAGGCGCGAUGGACGACAAGGGAACCAUCAACAGCGACGUGACUAAAGCUGUGUUCCUCGCCAGCCACGACGGCACAGCUGUAGACGGCCACGGUGAGCUGAUCGACAUGUGUGUCCCGGGAAGAGUUGAGACAGAUACUUGCGAGAAGGCGUAUGCACUUGUGAAGUGUGUUACAGUGGAGGAGCUGUCACGACGCCAGGCACGUUAAUCAAGAGAGGUCUCUUGAAUGUCCGUCUGCUGCGAGUGAGUUCUAAUGACAAGAGGAAAACGAUGUAGCAUGAAAUCUCAGAAGUUAAAAACAAUAGCUGAAGUACCAGUCAGUGCAUUUAUUCGUAGCAAUAAAAUGUUGCAUUGAAUCCUG
This is a messenger RNA of Schistocerca nitens (vagrant locust), 651 nucleotides long. RefSeq lists its product as uncharacterized. The coding region runs from base 52 to 498 and encodes 148 amino acids. NCBI's taxonomy places the organism in Eukaryota, Metazoa, Arthropoda, Insecta, Orthoptera, Acrididae. Gene Ontology annotation, molecular function: odorant binding. The transcript is spliced from 7 exons. The record is from RefSeq and is a predicted model, not a curated record.